This is a messenger RNA of Linum tenue, 1186 nucleotides long. Lineage: Eukaryota; Viridiplantae; Streptophyta; Magnoliopsida; Malpighiales; Linaceae. The record is from the annotation of a GenBank genome assembly.
AUAGGAUAGCGUCCUCCAUUUCCCCCCUUCUUCCAAGCUUUUUUUUCUCUGCGUGCGGGCAAGAGGUGUAAAACAAUGGCGUCCACCUCCUCCACACUCUUCUCCCUCUGCUCUUCCUUCAGUGCUCACUGCAAAAUUUCCCCUACACCUUCCCUCUCAAAGCCACUCUCUUUCACCAAGCCCAAUUUCGCGUCUUCCUUCAAGCUUCCUCAAAAGCUCGCCUUCUCGUCCUCGCCUUCCCUUCCCCAAUUCGCCACUGUGCCCAAAGUCUCCGAAACCGACGCCCCCGCCGUCGCCGAGCCCGAACUUGAAUCUCCCGAGCCCGCAGCGACCCAGGUUGUGGAAGUUGCUAAGGAAGAAGAGCCCAAACGCGAGGAGAUUUUUGCUGUUGUUAUGGUUGGUGGGAGGCAGUAUAUUGUGAUCCCGGGGAGGUUCCUCUAUGUUCAGAGGUUGAAAGGCACAAAUGUUAAUGAUAAGAUCGCCCUAAACAAGGUGCUGCUUGUGGGAACCAAGACGACUACCUACAUUGGGAAACCUGUGGUGACCAAUGCUGUUGUUCAUGCUGUAGUUGAAGAGCAGGGAUUGAAUAAGAAAGUUAUCGUCUUCAAGUAUAAGAAGAAGAAGAACUACAGGAGAAACAUUGGACACAGACAGCCAAAUACAAGAAUAAGAAUUACAGGCAUUACGGGCUUCGAAAACUACCCGGCUGUCACCCUCGACUCCAUUGCAAAAUCAAGUUGAUAAAGACCAGUAGCUGGAAGUUCAACAUGUCAAAGCAUUCUUUGAAGUUCUAUUUCCCUCUUUUCCCCCUCCCCUGUUGUAUUACAACUCCUCUAUAGGGUAGUGCUGAAGCUCAAUCUGCGAAUUACUGUUGUUUCAACAACAGACUGGAUCCGGGUUCUUAGAGUUGUUUCGAAGCCGAACGACUGCUGCAAAUUAUGCUUCUAUGUAUGAUUUUUUUGUAAGCAAUAGCUGCUGCUAGGCCCAUAGCUCAGUUUUCUGCUGUCCACUGUUUCAAUUCAGCAGUAGACUAGAAAUUUGGGUUUUAUAAUCUUCUUUUCGAAUACCCUAUUUACUCCUUAUGCAAAUUGCAAAUCUAACUUCUAACCUUCUGUGUAAUGCUAGUAUGCUACUCAAACCAUAGCACUGUACCAACAAGUAAAUUUAAUCUCCAUUCUUUCAUGAA